Polychytrium aggregatum is the source of this 1044-nucleotide messenger RNA. RefSeq lists its product as uncharacterized. The record is from RefSeq and is a predicted model, not a curated record. The coding region runs from base 1 to 1044 and encodes 347 amino acids. The transcript has 2 exons. NCBI's taxonomy places the organism in Eukaryota, Fungi, Chytridiomycota, Chytridiomycetes, Polychytriales.
AUGGCCCAAGCGCACGAGCUUAGGCACAGCAUCAGGAGCGUUUCAUCACCCGAAUCCAACGCCAAGCAGAUCAUCCUUCCCGCAGACACCUUCGCAGCCAUGGUUAUGCUCAACCCUUUCCAGCUGUCGACUUACAUUGUUGGAAUUACCACAGCCAUCUACGUCACCAUCAAUAUCUUUGUUCUCGUCAAGUUUUCCGUGCGCACCAAGAUCAUUCCCCAGCUGUUGUUUGCGUCGGUGUUCAUUGGCCUGAUCGAAAGCCUAUGCAACGCUUAUGCCUUUGCGCUCGAGCCCGACGACUGCACCCAUCACUGGGUUGCGGCUUUUGCAUACUGGCUCUCUCUUCUGUUCUCUGAUGCCUUUGUUUGCUACAAGUGCUGGAUCUUUUGCGCUCUCUCUGGAAUCCGCGCAAAGGUCAUGAUUGUUGUUGCGAUCUUGGUCAUGGUCGCCUACCACGUCCUUGAGUUCUAUGUUACCACGCAGCUUCACCUCAUUAUGGUGCCGAUGAACGGCCUCUCCGUCUGCAUCCCAGUGUUCCCGGAUGUGACGGCUAUUCCUCUCAGAAACGCUGCUAUUCUAUGCACAAUCAGCGAUUUCUUCCUCGGGCUUUUGUAUGCAUAUGAAAUCACCAAAAACCUCAACAGGAGUCGCAUGCUCACGGCCCCGACCGCCGCCCAUACCAAGCUGACCAAUCUCAAGAUCCGAGGCUCCAUUGCCACAAUCUUGAUCAUGGUCAUCCGUGUCAUGGACGCCAACGUUCGCAAUAUUGCUGGCGACUACAUUAUGCUGCCCAUCCUCAUCGACCACGCCGCCAUGUCCUGCUUGGCGGUGUUUUCGGUCUACUCCGAAGACACGCCCUCGAGCGACUCAACUCAUUCAUCUGGAACUGGAAGCACCGUUACUGCCACUACCAUAAAGGGCGCUCCGUCCCCCGCCCCAUCGCCAGGCCCCAAGAGAGGCUCGAUGAGAAUCCCAAACUCCAACUCUCACCAGCUCACCGAGGUCUCAAUCCACUCAAUCUCCAACACAACUGCCAACCCUUAG